This is a messenger RNA of Triticum aestivum (bread wheat), 2323 nucleotides long. Its product is annotated as DNA (cytosine-5)-methyltransferase DRM2. The record is from RefSeq and is a predicted model, not a curated record. The transcript has 8 exons. Gene Ontology annotation, molecular function: protein binding; DNA (cytosine-5-)-methyltransferase activity. Gene Ontology annotation, cellular component: nucleus. NCBI's taxonomy places the organism in Eukaryota, Viridiplantae, Streptophyta, Magnoliopsida, Poales, Poaceae. The coding region runs from base 391 to 2223 and encodes 610 amino acids.
UUAUUGGGAUGUGCGUUGCGCACAAAACUGUGUGGCCAGUUUUGUGUGCGGCCGCACAUCCCAUAGAAUCAGAGGAAGCACCCCACCAGGGCCCACACGUCGGAGACACAUUCCCGCCCGCGUGUGCCCCUUCUCUUCUACAAAACCACGCGCCCGCAUACACGCCGCGGCAGAGCAGCGGAGCAGCAGCACACUCGGCCGCAGUCGCGUCCCCUCCUCCUCCUCGUCCGGGCCAGCGAGGGCCGGACCAGCCCGCCGCCGCUCACCGUCGCGAUCCGCUCCUCCUCGGCCGCCUCUGCCCCCGCUCCUCCUCGAGCUCUCGUCCUCCUCUUCCUCCUCCUGGCGGCAGGGAGAAAGACAGCGGGGGCGCCUCUUCUUCCGGCACCAACAAUGGCGGGCUGGACCAGUGAUAGUGAUGACAGUGAUAAGUUUGAGUGGGACAAUGAUGGUGUGGCUGAGCCCUCAUCGGCUCCGGCUAUGAGGAACUUCGAUUCUCCUGGCCCAUCCACGCUUGGUUCUAAUGAGUGGAUCAACGGGGAAGUGCUGCCUACUUCUUUGAUCGAGCGAUAUGUGGUAAUGGGCUUCCCCAAAGAGAUGGUCAUGAAGAGUAUUAAGGAGAUUGGACAUAGUGAUGCAGAUGCACUGCUCGAGCUACUGCUCACAUAUAAGGCACUAGAUGACGAUGAUGCAGGGGGUAAUAAUCACUCUACUUCUGGCUGCAUCCUCCCUGUUGUUGAAGAUGACGAUGAUCUUGAUUUUGAGAACUGGGAUGGCGAUGAUGAUGCUGGUGGUAGAGAGUCAAGCUCUGAUGAUUCUGGUUAUGAGAUAGAUGAUUACUUAUCUUCAGAUUUUCUGCGAGAGAUGUCAGAGAGGGAUGAGAAGAUCAAGUCAUUGGUAAACAUGGGCUUUUCUGAAGAUGAAGCAAAUGAGGCUAUUAUAAGAUGUGGUGUGGAUGCUGAUAUCUGUGUAUUAGUUGAUUCGGUUAGUGCAUCUCGGGUCGCAGAAGAUUGUCAUUCCAGAAACUUAUCUGACCAUCAGGUUACAGACAGAUGCUUCAAUUCCUUUGGAGGCAGAAAGAAAGCAAGAUUGAUGGAAGAGAGCAGGAAAAAGAGGAAGAGGUAUGGGGGUGGAGGACAAGGCAAUCGACCUUCCUUGGAUGGCAGCGAUGAGGAUUCAAUGCCUCUACCAAAUCCAAUGGUUGGAUUUAACCUGCCUGGUUACAGUGGACCAUCAGUGACCCGAAUGCUUUCUAAACUAGAUACCGGACCACCUUUUUUCUAUUACGAAAAUGUGGCCCGAGCUCCAAAAGGUGAAUGGGCGAAAAUUUCAAGAAAUCUGUUUGACAUUCAGCCAGAGUUUGUGGAUUCUCUUCAUCUGUGUGCAGCUGCAAGGAAAAGGGGUUACAUCCACAAUUUGCCAAUUGAGAACAGAUCGCCUCUUCUUCCUCUGCCCCCAAAGACAAUAUUUGAGGCAUUUCCUCAUUACAAGAAGUGGUGGCCUUCCUGGGACACGAGAACACAUCUCAAUUGCUUACAAACAUGUGUAGCAAGUGCAAAGCUGACAGACCGGAUCCAGCGUGCUCUUGUAAGCUCAAGCAAUCCGCCGACAAAAAGUGUUCAAAAAUAUGUCAUGGACGAGUGCAAAAAAUGGAAUCUUGUCUGGGUUGGGAAAAACAAGGUUGCCCCAUUGGAGCCUGAUGAGAUGGAAUAUAUACUUGGUUUCCCUAGGGACCACACAAGGGGGGUUGGCAAGACACAGCGAUACAAGUCUCUCGGCAACUCAUUUCAAGUUGAUACAGUUGCUUACCACUUGUCAGUGCUGAGGCGCAUGUUUCCCAAUGGUGUUCGUGUGCUGUCCUUAUUCACCGGUAUUGGAGGAGGAGAGGUAGCUCUGCACAAGCUUGGGAUCCACAUGAGGGUAGUGGUUUCGGUUGAGAUAGGUGAAGCUAGUAAGAAGAUUUUCAAAAGUUGGUGGGAUCAGACCCAGACAGGCACAUUGAUUGAGAUUACUGAUGUGAAAUCUCUCACAAAUGAUAGAGUUGCAUCAUUUAUUAGUCAAUUUGGUGGCUUUGACUUGGUGAUUGGGGGCAGCCCAUGUAACAAUCUUGCCGGAAGCAACCGACACCACCGUGAUGGCUUGGAGGGCAAGCACUCAGCUUUGUUUUAUGACUAUGUCAGAAUCUUGAAUUUCGUCAAGUCGGCCAUGGGAGGACGUAGGAUGUAGCCUAAUCAUUGUACACUACCUAUGUUAUCGUUUAAUGCUUAUAUCUAGGAACUGUGACUUAUCUGUGUUUAAACGUUGAAUUGACGUGGAGGAUUUAUUU